Sitodiplosis mosellana (orange wheat blossom midge) is the source of this 6380-nucleotide messenger RNA. It is a transcript of the gene chb, whose product is annotated as CLIP-associating protein. The transcript has 24 exons. Gene Ontology annotation, biological process: mitotic spindle assembly. Gene Ontology annotation, molecular function: microtubule binding. The coding region runs from base 1100 to 5641 and encodes 1513 amino acids. Gene Ontology annotation, cellular component: cytoplasmic microtubule; mitotic spindle; spindle microtubule. The record is from RefSeq and is a predicted model, not a curated record. Lineage: Eukaryota; Metazoa; Arthropoda; Insecta; Diptera; Cecidomyiidae.
GACAGUGAAUACACAUUUACGUACACAUAUUCCAAUGAGUUUCUUGCAAAAAUUCUUCUGCAUUUCAAUUCCUUCGAGAAAUUUUAGGAAAAAAAUGCAUUUUCUUUAAUUCUGUGUGUCUCUAAACUGGAGAAACUUCACUUUGAGGAUUAUAAAAUCAUAGUAAGAAACAUGAACACGGUGGUAGAAAUGAAUGUUUGUGCAAUUUUAUUCAUUGCUACAUUUCAAUAGCAGGGUGUAGAAGGAAUUUAGAAAAAAAUCAUACAGACAGACAACGUAUGAGUGCAAGACCAACCAGAAAAGCAACAAAGUGCGCGAAAAGUCUUCAAUUUAAUGUUCACCCAAAAUGGAUGACAGAUGAAAUUGUUUGCAGUUUAAAUACAAAUAAAUGGAUUCCUGAAUAUUUUUCAUAUGUGUACAGACAUUUCGUGUGGUGUUGAAUAUAUACAUCAUUUAAUAAAGGUGAACAGAAAAUCACUUAUUCAAAUACAUCAUGACUCGAUUUAUGUAUCUUGGUUCAAUAAUUUUAUUAGCAUAAUCCAUUAACACAGAAGUCAACUUUUUCUAAUGAAAAAAAGUGAAAAAUCAUUUAAAAAAAAAGAACCAAAAGGCGAAACUGUUCAAAUUUUAUUAAAAAAAGUAUGUUGAAAGAGUUAAGACUGUUUCAUAUUCCAUAAGCUAGUGAAAAAUAAACAUUGAAAAACUUCGAUUUAAUUUGAAUUUCCCUAAAUCGUCCCCACUUAGCAGAGUUUUUGUUUCCUGAUGUUCCCAUUUAUAUGGUAAACAGAAAAUUGAAGUGUUAACAGAAGUGAAGAUGAUUCGAAACGUUCAAUUCUCCUCAUUUUUUCGUGGAUUCCUGCUCAAAUAACUCCAGUAUUGGAAAAUGGUGUUUCUCAUAAAGUAAUUUUUGUUGGUUGUGCUUGAUCUCAAGCUACAAAGUAUAAGUAUAUCGACUUGUGAUCGAAUGUUUUCAUUACAAAAAUACAGUCCUAUAUUGUGGAUAACUUUCUGGUAAAAUAUCAACAUAAUAUACGCAAUAUAAAAGCGUAGAAGCGUGGGAACAAUUUGUUUGAGCAGUAACAGUGAAAAUUAAGAAAAAAUGGCAUAUCAAAAACCUACAAAUAUUGAUGAGUUCAUUAUUUUAAUGGCUAAAGCUGAUAUGCGUGUUAAAACUCAACUUGCUGAAGAUCUAGUUGCCUUUUUGAUUGACCAAGACAAUUCAAUAGUUUCAAGUGAUUUGGGACAAUUAAUCGAUAGUUUGAUGCCAUGGCUGACAGGGAGCCACUACAAGAUUGCGCAGAGGGCACUGGAGGCAUUUACAGAACUCAUAAGUCGUCUAGGCACUGAUUUUGUCGCAUAUACGCCAACAAUCUUACCACAUGUUGUUGAUCGCCUCGGGGACAGUCGAGAUACUGUCCGAGAAAAGGCUCAGCUGCUUCUUAGUAAGCUCACGGAACACCGUGUCAUCCCACCGCAACAAUUACUUGACAAGUUAACGAUAUGUUUUAAGCAUAAAAAUGCAAAAGUUCGGGAAGAAUUUCUGCAAACUAUCGUCAAUACACUGAAUGCGUACGGUACUCAAGUUCUCUCGUUAAAAUCAUUCAUUCAACCCAUCGUGAGUCUUUUAGGAGAUCCUUGUGGACCUGUAAGAGAUGCUUCCAUUCAAACCCUAGUCGAAAUAUAUAAACACGUCGGAGACAAAUUGAGAGUUGAUUUAAAGAAGAAAGAAAUUUCGGCCACCAAAAUGGCGAUUCUGGAGCAAAAAUUCGAUGAAAUCAAGGUUAAUGGAUUUCUGAUGCCUUCUGCAUUGAGUUCUGCUAUGUCUAAUAAUGAUGAAUUGGAUAAUGCUGGACAAGUCAAAACGAUGAGUCGGACGAUUAAGCGAACUGUGUCUUCAAAUGUUCGAAAACCGCAUUCGUUGGAUAUUCAAAGUGAUGCGGGUGCAGUUACAAUGGAAAUUUUUGAAUCUUCUUUCGAAGUUGUGCCUCAAAUUACGGUAUUCAACCAGCGUGACGUUGACGAUCUUUUGAAGUCUAUCAAUACCACAAUCGGAGAUAAAAAUAUGGAUUGGGACAAACGGAUUGAUGCACUCAAAAAAAUUCGUUCAUUGCUUAUGCUUAAUGUUCAUACGUCAUCGACAUUUUCUCUAUAUCUGAAAGAAAAUCUAUCUAUUUCGUUUCUUGAUAUAUUGAAAGAACUACGUUCACAGGUCAUCCGUGAAGCCUGUAUUACCAUUGCAUAUAUGUGCAAAGUUAUUCAAAACCGUUUGGAUGUUUUUUGUGUUCAUAUAUUUCAAGAACUAAUAAACCUUAUUCAGAAUUCAGCGAAAAUCAUUUCAUCGGCUAGUAUAAUAACAGUGAAAUAUGUGAUAAAAUAUACACAUGCACCAAAACUAAUCCCAAUUAUAACACAAAAUCUAAUGCAGUCAAAGUCAAAAGAUAUUCGUGCCACAUUAUGCGAAGUAAUGUUCUACUUAUUCGAGCAUUGGUCAACUAAAACACUGGAAAAGUUCUCAAUCAAUUUAAAAGAAGCAUUGAAAAAGGGCAUUUUUGACGCCGACAACAUGGCACGCAAGCAUAGUAGGAGGAAUUUUUGGGAAUUCAGACGCCAUUUUCCAGAUCUAGCUGAUAAUUUGUAUGCAUCACUUGAUUCGCAAACACAGAAAACAUUGGACCGAGAACAAGAUGGUUCUGAAUCAAAUGGAACGAAUUCUAUGAGUGCCAGUUUACGUGGAAGUAACAGUAGUUUGAAUUCAAUUCCAAGCAGUGUCAUAAAGCGUCGACAAUUCACUGGCCUCAGAAGUCCUGUAACGAUUGUCCCAUCUGCCAGCACAAGUAGUGAAAAUCUUAUAACUCCAAUAACAUCAUACGGUAGCACUAGUCGACUUUACAGAAUACCUACGUUGUCAAAAAAUCGUAAUAAAAGCGGAAUACCCGUAUCAACAAUUCACCGAGAUGUGUCACAAAUUUCUGCACUUCGAGGAAAUGUACGAAGCAUUUCAGCGUUGGAUACAGCAGCUGUACAACGAGCUAGAGCCAGACAACAGUACUCUACAAUUGCCCGAAUGAAGGUGACAGCUGGAACAGCUUCACUUCGUCAGGUGGCUCAACAAGCACGUGCAAAAAAAGUUGCACAAAAUGUCUCCAAUCAAUCAACACCUCAAGCAGAAUAUCGUAGUACUGUUCGGCGCAAUAGUGGUGUGACUCAAUCACAACCGACAUCUAGGAGUACAUCACCAUCAUCUCGAUUGUAUAGCACGUCUGCGUAUAGACAAACUGGUACAAUUCCAAAAAAGACUCCAAUCAUUCCAAGAUCACUCGUCACCUCGCGUGAAACUAGUCCGACUAGAAAUGGAGUACAUCAAACUGUUCGCCGUUUAGGAUAUUUGCCUAGUAACAGCCCUCGUCGACAAGAAAGACCUCCAAUCAUUCCAACAAGGCCAGUUUUAGCACAGAAAAUUCUACAGGCCAGUCGUGAAGCUGAAACUGCUUUAGCCGAUGCCCUUUCCCCGGAUGAUGCAAAUUUAUCAAAUGAAUUAGGUCGUCUACAUUUGCAUCGUAAGAUAUCUCGAGAUGAAUCUGAUGAGAGUGAGGCUUCAUCCGUGUGUUCAGAAAGAAGCUUUGAUUCAUUCCGACGUAAUGAUUCAGGCUCAUGGAAUGGAUCCAGAAAUAAACUAGAUCGUACGGUUAUUGAAGACAUAGACAUAAUAAUUCAGUUCUGCUCCUCCACGCAUUGGGCCGAACGAAAAGACGGUUUGACUAGUUUGACACAGUAUCUGUCUGAGGGGAAAUAUUUAACACAAGAGCAACUGAAGAAUAUUCUGGACCUGUUUAGAAAAAUGUUUAUGGACAGUCAUACGAAAGUGUACGCUUUAUUUUUGGAUACUGUUAAUGAGCUAAUUAUACUGCAUUCAAAUGAUUUACAUGACUGGCUUUUCAUUCUACUGACGAGACUUUUUAAUAAAUUGGGGGCAGAGUUGUUGGGAUCAAUGCAUAGCAAAAUAUGGAAAACUUUAACUUUGGUUCACGAAUAUUUUCCACCAGAACUUCAAUUGAAAGCCGUUUUCCGAAUUUUGGUCGAUGCCGCCCAAACACCAAGUAUAAAAACUAAAAUUGCGGAACUAAAAUUUGUCACAAAUUUAGUUACGACCUAUUGCCGAAGCGAUGAUUUUCCGAAGCAACUUGCUACAAACAAGGCAAUACAGAAGAUCAUACAAUUGGCAAACGAUCAAAAGAGCGUAGAACUCAGAGGUCAAGCUCGUUCCUGUCUGAUUGCAUUGUAUAACUGCAAUACCCCCGAAAUGGCUGCUAUUCUGAGCGAGUUACCAAAAACUUACAGUGAUUCCGCGAAAUCAAUCAUUCAACAGCAUUUGCGACGAAAUACCUCUGGCACAAAUAGUCCAUCAUCACCACUUUCCUGUUCAAGUCCCAAGUUACUUCUGAGUCCACAACUUGGUCCAAUUAGUUUGAAUCAUUAUGCUAGUCCGCGGUCGCGACAAUCAUCGGUUGAGACCAAUGACGGUACGCUCCAAAUGAAUACCGAAGAAGUAUAUCGUAAUUUGCGUAAAACAACGGCUGAAAUACAGAACUAUAGUUUUGAAACCAAGCUAGGCCGAGACACCAACAGCAAAGAUUUUGGAAUAAGCCAAAUGGAUGAGCAACAGUUGGGAGCAGUAACGUCAAAUGAAUUUAUCAGGCAACAGCAACACUAUAACGUGAAUCAAUCGCAACAAUACGGAAUGAAUGGUCACAAUGGAAAAUAUUCUUCUUGCGGCGACAAAGAAGACUCUUGUAAUGGUUCGAAAACACAAUCAGCUGCAACCACUGAGUCCAAUACACCCGAAAAUACAGUUAGAAUUGAUGGGGAAAUUUUAACGCGUAGUACGUUUACUGCAAAGCACUCAAAUAAUGUAACAUUUUUGCCUACCGGUGAACUAAUAACAGAAUGGGGAGCUAAAGAAUCCGAAGUUAUGAAAGAAGCAUUAGCCUUGAGCACAAGUUUGCCACAUGAACAAAUUGUUCAAACCUUGGCCGAUUUGUCAACGUGUAUCAAACUGGGCAAUUGUGAGUUGCCAGUCAAACAUUUCAAGGCCAUAAUGAAACUGUUAUUGGCACUUCUUGAUUCUCAACAAACGGACAUCGUGUUGGCUGUAAUACAUACACUGUCGAAAAUACUUCGAAGUGAUCGAAUGAAAAGUAGUUGGUGCAAUUUCUUAGAGCUAAUCUUGCUCAAAAUUAUUGAUUGCUAUAAAACACACAAAGAUGUUGCUGCAAAAAUUGAUGAGAUUUUAAAACCCAUUGCCAGUGUACUACCAGUCGAUGGCACCAUUAAUAUACUGAACCCCGUGAUAGCAACUGGAGAAUUUCCCACCAAUCUGUGUGCAAUUAAAUUGCUCACUGAAUUGGUGACUAAUCAAAGUGAACAAAUUACUGACGUACAUAUAGACAACGUUAUGCCAAAUAUUGCAAAGCGUACAGAUGACACACAAUCAAUGGUCCGAAAGGCAGCCGUAUUCUGCAUUGUACGAUUUUACGUUGUAUUGGGAGAAGACAGAAUUAAACCCAAAUUUUCACUACUAAAUUCAAGUAAAAUAAGAUUGCUCAAUGUUUAUAUUGAGAAAGCUUCAAAUCAAAAAUCGUGAUCCUGAAUAUCAAAUUUCUGUCAGCAUGGAUAGCGAGAGGAUGAUACCUUCACAUGAUCAGCGUUUUAUAGAUAGUUAAAACAACAAAUUUCAUACAUUAUGUACAUGCGUAAAUGUUGAUGAUAUUAGGGAAAUGCAUAUUAAAAUACGCACAUGAUUUGAUUUUCACCUUUUGUGAUAGAUAAAAGCCAAGAAAAUUUACGUCGUUUUGCAGAUCAAACUUGUUUAUCGAGUUUGGAAACCUUUUCAAAAAUCAUUAACAAUCUUUCAACUUUGCAGACGUGGGCACUACGGAUUUAGUUUUUCAAAUACGAAUGGAACAUAAUAGAAAGAUAUAAGUCAAUGUUAUAUUCCUUUGAUAUCAAGUUAUUCAAUGAUGGACCUAUUGGUGUCAUAAACAUAUCAUUGGAUUUUUACUAAAUAACACACAACUUUUGGAAAACACGGAAUUCUUCUCCCAAAUGAAUAAAUUUCGAAUAUUAUAUAUCCAGUGGCAUGUUUUGGCCCACGUCUGAUGAUUUCACACAAAUGUAAAAAAAAUUAAAAAAUGAUCAAUUUGACGUUACUUUGAGUAUUUUAAUUUCAUAUUACCUCCCAUGGUGUAAUCAAUGCAUAUUUUAUGAAACAAUGGAUCACUAAUCUUUCAUUCCUUAAUGCUUAUUUAUUCAAGUUUAAAUAUUUGUAUUAUGUUGCGAGAUCUUACUUUGUGUCGAAACAAAAUAAAAAAACCUAAUCAAAA